Molecule: messenger RNA, 3838 nt
Organism: Exophiala dermatitidis NIH/UT8656
Lineage: Eukaryota; Fungi; Ascomycota; Eurotiomycetes; Chaetothyriales; Herpotrichiellaceae
Exons: 4
Coding region: 2003-3358 (451 amino acids)
Source: RefSeq, a predicted model, not a curated record
CUGAAUUCGGACCCCUUGCAUCUAGCUUUCCGAAAGAAAAUCACUAGAUUCUGGUUUGGGCUUCAGGCUGCCAGGGACAAGCCUCUCUGUCGGCUUCAAUGCAAUCAUGAUGGAGGUAGGCUGGCCCUAGCUCUCGGAUACGAUGUUGACAUGGACCAGACCACUCCCAACCCGAGCGGUAAGUGUCUUCUUCGUCUUCCUCAGGGGCCACCGAUAUUGUGUAUCGAUCGACAUUCUGUUGGUCGCAGAGGACCCAGCGCGUUCGCAGCACCCUCAUCACGGAAGGCUGAGGUCCCGUGUACUCUACACCAUUUACGACCUAUCCACGUGCUGCCGUUGCUACUGUACAGGUACCUAAAUUAGGUAGUACUGUAGCUGCAGGCUGCCUUCUCAAACAGUCCAGUGCUCUACACAAUCAAACAAAAUAAACAAGAUGGGGUUCCGCCAUCAUCCGAAGAGGUGACUCCGAUCGACUUUCCAAUCGAACGGGGGGUUCAACAGUCAUUCUGAUCAUUGAGAGAUGCAGUAGUAGGGUGAGAUGGUGAUGGUUCUGUUCAUGCAUGACUUGAUCGAUUGUCAACAGACCGGGAACGUCUCCCGUUGAACUUCCAUCAACAACCUGUUUCAGAUAUCCGAAGCUUCUGCUUCUGUCCGUUUAUCACUGUUGAGCAGGGGAAGCCUUGCCUCUCCGUGCGACUAGUGUCUCACACUGGUAGAACUACCUUAUUCUGCCGGGAUCGCUACAGUACAACAUUGUACAUGGCUACGUUGCGUGAUCGAGGUCGUGUCACUUCGCCGCAGACUGGCUGAGUCUGACUGGCUGCUGCUGGACCGAAAGUCGCCUGUCACUGCCAGGAGAAGACAGGCUGAGAUCGAAACCCGCAUUUUCUAAUAUGGCCUGACGAGGAUUCCCUGCGCUUGCUGUCGAAAAUCGAACACUAAAAACAAGCGACUUGAGACGUGCGCGCGUAUGCUGACAGGGCAUGGCAAGCAGGGCGGGACAUGGGGGCGCGCUCGGCCCUCAGCUGUCUGCAGUGCCAGUGCAUAUCAUGAUGCAGUUGGGAGCAGUCGGCCCCGUUUGUUUUGACAUUCAAGUUUCCGCACAACAACACCGAGCGUGUACCACUAGUAGCUGUUAUCGUAGCCAGGGAUCGACACUAUGGAGCCAUCAUCAUCAGCAUCAUGAUCUCCCUGGACUGCAGUGCGCCGGAAGCUGUAUCUAAAAUGCCGUCUUAGUUAGCACUACGAUUGCGUCCCCCAUCUCGUUUCCCGGUCAAUGUCACCCUGCAAGAAUCGUGUUGCAGUUGGAUGAGAUUGAAGAGACACCUCCGAGAUGAGAUGCUCUCGUUAACAGCUUCGACGAUGUGAGGCGGAGAUUCUUGCAACUACAGGUGCAAUUGCUCAUCCAGAGAUCCUUCCAGAAGACAGCUAAUGAACCAGGAUAAAACAUGUAAUGAAUUCAGUUCUGACAAAGCGUCCUGCAGCAAUAGAUCCGCGUGGUUGCGAAAGUUGGAGUUCAAUGGGAGUUCAAUGCGUUUAAUAAAAAGCUCUGUCAGACUGUACCCCCAAUUUGAUUUCCUUCAAGGACUUCGCCCUGGCAGCGACCGUUUUGAGCAGCAUUCCGACAACAAUAGACCAUACCUAUCAUUAACCCCUUGCUGGCCUAGAUAUUCUUUGAGCGCCUACCGUGACUGAGGUUCGUCAUGCGAGCCAUAUUUUCCUUCUCUUGCGGACUAAGGUUGACACGGAUCUCUUGAACUUGGAGGACUUCCUGAAACUCCUUCUUGAGAGCCCUGCCAAUUUUAAUGUUCAGAUACGAAACAAUACGGGAGAUGCUUGGCAGAUUCCAUGCUGUAUCAAAGCUACUUUCGGUCCCUUGCCAACAGGUUUACAUUAUGAUCAGUCCCACCGAAGCGAUCUACUUGACAACCCAUAAUUUUUGACUCUUACACACUUGACCGAACGCCCCUAUUCAGUUGACGGCUUUUUUCCAUUUCAACCAAUGUAUCAUGAUGGCGAGGCUUGCAGAAAAGUCGAUACUAUGUGCAUUGUCUGGGGGAGACAGCUGGAUUCCCACAUAGCACAGUACGCAGACGAGCUGGCAGCACAGUAUGGAUUAACGGCUAGCACCUCGUUUCACUCGCAAGGCGCAUUCAAUCGUUGUUAUGAAGUGAGAAUAAAAGAAAAGCUCAAUACAAUCUUUCGGUUUCCAAUUCUGGGCAAAGUUGCAUUUCGCAAGGAAAAGGUCAUCGACGAGGUAAUCGUCAUGAAGUAUGUCUCGAAGCAUACAUCAAUUCCUACACCACGGUUGAUCAGAAUCUCCGAUUCUUCCUGGGGUCCCUGCAUGGUCAUGGAGCUCGUUGAAGGAAAGUUGCUGUCCGACUAUCUCAAAGUCCCUAGAGAGUCGGGAAAAGUCGAGAUACUGGAUCCGAACAUCGACCCCCAAACAUUGACGCAGGCCUACCAGAUCAUGUCUAGGAUAUUGAUUCAGCUGUCCCAAUGCGAGUUCCCUAGCAUAGGCGGGUUGUCUCGGGACCGGUUAGGCCAUUGGUGCGUCACAAAACGACCAAUGACUCUAAAUGCGAACCAAUUGGUUUCUCUUGCCAACUUCCCUCCCGCGGACCUACCGGCAGACACAUUUGCAACAGCUACCGACUAUUUCACGGCAUUAGCCAAGAAUCACCUAACUCAUCUUCGAACACAGCGCAACGACGCAGUUGAAAGUGAGGCCGACUGUCAAAGGAAAUACGUCGCGCGAUACUUAUUCCUGAGGAUUGCAAAGAGUUUUUCCAAAGUUCACAACAAGGGCCCUUUCCGAUUGAUCUGCGAUGACCUCCGUCCCUCGAACGUAAUUGUGGAUGAAAAAAUGAGCCUCCGUUGCGUGAUUGAUUGGGAAUUUUCCUAUGCUGCUCCUGCCGAGUUUACAUACUGUUCGCCAUGGUGGCUUCUUUUGGCCCAUCCAGAUGACUGGGAAGAUAGUCUGGACAGUUUUUUGGCUCAAUAUCUCCCUCGACACGAGACUUUUUUGCGGGCCUUGAAAGAGACCGAAGAUGAGGAGAUUCGGGGUGGAAGACUCUCCGAAUCUCAACGUCUGUCUGAUGAAAUGGCACGAUCGAUGCAAAAUGGAACCUUUUGGUUCUGUCUAGCAGCCACUUCGAGCUUUGCCUUCGACGACAUUUACUGGCGCUUCAUCGACUCCGAAUAUUUUGGGAAAUUCACCUCCAUCGAGGAGCGGAUCGAGUUAUUGAGCUUGGAGGAACGCAACUCUCGGGAGGAAUUUGUCCGUAUCAAAUUGCAGCAGGCGGAAGUGAGAACAUUGGACGAAUAUCGUACCCUUGAUGACAUCCUCGCGUCAUGAGCGCAUGCCAGAGAGUUCAAAGACAUAACCGUUUUUUUUUGGCGUCUGGCAUCGAUCGGGUUGAGGUAUCUGUCGAGUGGUCGGCGAGUGCCUACUAUUGCUGCAGAAGGUCCUCAUGUGUCAAGCAGUAGCAGUGCAACACAGUAACGUGAGCUGACGCGGCUGAUUUUGCAGUACUUACUUGCAAAGACUAUCUUUUGGCGGCCGACGAAAAAGCCUACCUCGCAGAUAUCUAUCAAUUUACAGUAGCGUUCGAAUGGAUGGGAGUAUGGCCAUCUGUCUUGAGAUCGAGCAUGGACGCAGCCUCGUGUUAUGCGUAGUAAGUGCCUGGUAGGUACUGUGAUGCUUUCGAAUCGUCCCUCCGCGCUGGUUGUGUGGCAUGUGCCAGUUUCUCCAUGUUUAUCCGCCAGUGUAGUGCCAGACUCCCUCUCCACGUCUACAACGUACUAUGUUAUACAUAAGUCAAACCUUCAUUCCGGC